UCAACGGGCGAGUGGGCGCGGCCGGCGCGCGGCCGGGGGCGUGGUUCGGGAGGGGGCGUGGUCCGGUUUAAAAGGACGCGUCCGGCGCCGCCGUCGCCAUUCUGAGGGCUGGUGGAGGUUUGGUUGGUCUUGAGAGACGCCGUCGCCUUUGCCACGAGAGAAAAACAUACAAACAAUACAAAACAAUACAAAAGCGAACAAAACAACAAAAUAUAUAUACAAAAAGAGGGGAAGAAAAAAAGCUUUCCUCCCCCCUUGCCGUGAAGAGCCGCCGCAGCCUCGUCCUUUGGACCGUCCUUGGGAAGCCGUUCCAAACCCGAAGGAAACUGCCACUUUAAAACAUAUUUCCCUCUUCUUCCCCCUCCCCCCCCCCCAAAAAAACAAAGGCAAAACCCUCCUUUUUUUUUUAAAAAACCCAAGCAACUUUUUUUUUAUUUUUUUUUUUCCUCGUUCUAGCUCGACAAAUUUAGCUCGAUUCACCUCUUUAGGGCUUAAACCCCCCCCCCCCAGCAACAACAACAAAAAAAAAAACCCAGAGAGAAAAAAAAAAAACCAAACUUUUAAAAUAAUAAUAACCCCACCCUGUCAAGCCGCAAAAAAAAAAAAAGUUGCUGCGUUUUUUUAAAGCCAUGACCAAAAACAAACGAAUUUUUUGGCUCUAACACCACCAAAUGCCAAAAUCCAAACCUUGAAGCGCUGUCGGCGAGAAAAAAAAUUGGAUAGCUGUUCCUGCCAUGGGCUCCGGCCCCAUCGACCCCAAGGAGCUCCUCAAGGGCCUCGACUGCUUCCUGGGCCGGGAUGGAGAGGUCAAGACCAUGGAUGGCAUCUCCAAAAUCUUCAGCCUGAUGAAGGACUCCCAGAAGAUGGUGAGUCGCUGCAUCUACCUGAACAUCCUGCUGCAGACCCGCGCCCAGGACAUCCUCAACAAGUUCAUCAGGAUUGGGGGGUACAAGCUGCUCAACACGUGGCUCACGGGCUCCAAGGCCUCCAACAACGUCCCGUUCCUGCAGCAGAUCCUGCUCACGCUGCAGCACCUCCCGCUCACCGUCGACCACCUCAAGCAGAACAACACAGCCAAGCUGGUGAAGCAGCUCAGCAAGUCCAGUGACGAUGAGGAGCUUCGCCGCCUCGCCUCCAUCCUGGUCAGCGACUGGAUGGGCGUGAUCCGUUCCCAGAGCAGCUCCCAGCCCACAGAACGGGACAAAAAGAAGCGGAAAGAGGAAAACAAAAGCAAAACCCCCGUCCAGGAGAAGCCCCAGGAGGCCAAAAACGAGGCCAAGAACGAGGAGGUGCCGGAAAAAAAGAGGGAAAAGCCCAAAUCCCUUCGGACCACGGCCCCCAGCCACGCCAAGUUCCGCUCCACAGGGCUGGAGCUGGAGACGCCGUCGCUGGCGCCGGUGAAGAAACUCAACUCGGGGGUCUCCGACAAGUACAACCUGAAACCCGUCCCCGUCAAGAGGCAGAAUGCCCCCUCAGGCCCCGGGGAGGCCCCUCUGGCAGAGAAGAAAUACAAACCCCUGAACACGGCGCCCAACGCGGCCAAGGAGAUCAAAGUGAAGAUCAUCCCCCCCCAGCCCAUGGAAGGUCUCGGGUUCCUGGAUGCCCUGAACUCGGCGCCCGUCCCGGGCAUCAAGAUCAAGAAGAAGAAAAAGGUUCUGUCCCCAACAGCAGCCAAGCCCAGCCCCUUCGAGGGGAAGCCGCCCCCCGAGCCCAGCACGGCCAAACCCUCGUCCCCGGAGCCGGCGGCGGCCGAGCCCAUGGACACGGAGCGGCCCGGGACGCCCGUGCCCGCCGUCGAGGUGCCCGAGCCCAUGGACACAGGCUCGGCAGAGGCCGGGGGUGACCCCAAGGGCCCCGAUGCCCCCUCGGAGGGGGGUCCGGCCCCGCGCCGGCCCCGCAAGAAGAAGACGGUGUCGUGGCCGGACGAGGCCCGGCUGAGGGAGUAUUUCUACUUUGAGCUGGACGAGACCGAGCGCGUGAACGUGAACAAGAUCAAGGACUUUGGGGAGGCGGCCAAGCGGGAGAUGCUGAAGGACCGUCACGCCUUCGAGACGGCGCGGCGCCUCAGCCACGACUCCAUGGAGGAGAAGGUGCCCUGGGCCUACCCCAAGGCCCUGGACCUGCCGGCCCCGCUGGUCGUGCCGGGCAGCGGCAGCCGCGAGCGCUUCACGCAGGCCGAGCGCGUCAAGGGCAUCCUGCAGGAGAUCUUCCUCUCCAAGGAGAGCAUUCCUGACAGCCCCCACGAGCCCGACCCGGAAUCCUAUGAGCCACUUCCACCCAAACUGAUCCCCAUGGACGAGGACUGCUCUGGUGAGGAUGGGGCCUAUCCCGAGGGGCUGGAUCCCGGGAAUGCCGCGGCCUCUCCGGACCCCGGGGCGGGGGCGAAGCUGCCGCCGGUGUUGGCCAACCUGAUGGGGAGUGUGGGGGCUGGCAAAGGCCCCCCAGGACCCCCCCCCAACGCCCCCAUCAACAUGCAGGAGAUCCUCACCUCCAUCAUGGGCGGUCCCAGCGGGCACAAGGCCGAGGAGCUGCUCAAACAACCCGAUUAUUCGGAUAAAAUCAAACACCUGCUGGGGAACCUGCAGGCCCAGCCCCCGGGGGGGCCCAGCGGAGUGCCCCACGGCCUGCUGGGCCCCGGCCCCAUGAACGGCUUCCCACCGGGCCCCAAGAUGCAGCACUUCCCCCCGGGGGGGCCCAUGCCAGGCCCCCACGGCGGCGGCGGCGGCGGGGGGGGUCCGGGCCUGCCCCCGGGGAUGCCGGGGGGUCCCCGACUCUUGGGGCCUCCCCCACCCCCCCAGCGAGGAGGGGACUUCUGGGAGGGCCCCGACGGGGGCGGCGGGGGGGGGUCCCUGCGCGGGGGCCCCCCCGGAGGAGGCGGCGGGAUGCGAGGGGGGGGCCCUUUCCACCGGCCCCGGGGCCGCAGCGGCGCCGAACCCCCCUAUCGCUGCCGGGGGGGGGGCGGGGGGCGCAGCGGGGGGCCCCCCCCCCCCAAUGGCGGCGGCGGAGGAGGAGGAGGAGGGUCUCGGGGGGGCCCCCACGGCGAGCACGGCAGAGGCCACCCCGGAGACCACCCGCCCCCCCCCCGGGGCCCCCACGGCGGAGACAUGUCGAGCCGCGCCGUCUGUCGCCACUUCAUGCUCAAGGGCAGCUGCAGGUACGAGAACAACUGUGCCUUCUACCACCCCGGCGUCAACGGCCCCCCCCUGCCCUGACCCCCCAGAAACCCCCCUCCUCCUCUUUUAUGGCUUCUGUGAGGCCUCUGCGGAGCCCCCGGCGCUGCCCCCGACCUGCCUCCCCCCCCCUGCCCUCCUCCCCCUCCUCCCCCUCCUCCCCCUCCUCCU
Molecule: messenger RNA, 3341 nt
Organism: Chiroxiphia lanceolata (lance-tailed manakin)
Lineage: Eukaryota; Metazoa; Chordata; Aves; Passeriformes; Pipridae
Gene: PPP1R10
Product: protein phosphatase 1 regulatory subunit 10
Exons: 20
Coding region: 735-3212 (825 amino acids)
Cellular component (GO): nucleus
Molecular function (GO): metal ion binding
Source: RefSeq, a predicted model, not a curated record